AUGACCCUAGUAUCAAAUGAAUUCCGUUUGGUGGCCGUUCACGCUUUCGACCCAAUUACAAGCUAUAUAGUUGAAUUGAUUUUCGGGCGAGAGGUCGAACUGGUCUGGAGGCAACAUUGGUCAUUCAUGACUGUUCUGUAUCUCAGUGUUCGCUAUGCUGGUAUACUGCAUGCAAUUAUCUCUUCCGAGAAUUUCGGUAACAGAAUCAGCGUGAGUCGUAUAAUGUUCGACGCACUAAGUCGGAUGAAUGUUGCCGUGACUGUAGUAUUGGGUGUGAUCGCCGCAAUGGUCAUGAGUCGUGUUUCGUCAGUAAUCUAUUCUGGCUUUGGUGACUUGGAUUCUCCCCACUUUAUGGGAGGUCCUCGCACUAUGCCUCACAGUCCAGAUUGCUUUCAAACGCCUCCGUGA
Messenger RNA from Suillus plorans, 408 nucleotides. RefSeq lists its product as uncharacterized. The record is from RefSeq and is a predicted model, not a curated record. The transcript is spliced from 10 exons. NCBI's taxonomy places the organism in Eukaryota, Fungi, Basidiomycota, Agaricomycetes, Boletales, Suillaceae. The coding region runs from base 1 to 408 and encodes 135 amino acids.